Molecule: messenger RNA, 2684 nt
Organism: Patella vulgata (common limpet)
Lineage: Eukaryota; Metazoa; Mollusca; Gastropoda; Patellidae
Product: protein-glucosylgalactosylhydroxylysine glucosidase
Exons: 11
Coding region: 22-2658 (878 amino acids)
Biological process (GO): carbohydrate metabolic process
Molecular function (GO): catalytic activity
Source: RefSeq, a predicted model, not a curated record
UAUAACUUAUGAUACGUAAAAAUGAUAAUCAAGAUAGCCCUGUGGUCGCGAUUGAUGAUAGCCAUUCUAAUGGCGGGCAUUUACACUUACGCAAACAACAAUAGUGGCGAUAGAUUGAUUCCUUUUAAAUAUGGAGGCGGUGAGAAACCAAGAUCUAGGGUUGAAGAAUCUGGACAAGGCAGUGGUGACAGAUUGAUUUCAUUUAAACACGGAGGCGGUGAGAAGCCAAGAACUAGGGCUGAAGAAUUUGGACAAGGCAGUGGUGACAGGCUGAUUCCUUUGAGAUAUGGAGGAAGUGAGAAAUCAAGAACUAGGACUGAAGAAUCUGGACAAGGCAGUGGUGACAGGCUGAUUCCUUUGAAAUAUGGAGGGAGUGAGAAAUCAACGGCUAUGGUUGUUGAAGGAGCUGACCUAGACAGAAAUAAACUUUCAGAAUCACCCGAAGAUGUGAAAAUAACAAGAAAUAAAGAGACACAAAACGUAAAACAGAAAUGUUAUCGAUCUCAUGGUCCAACUAGAAUAGAGGUUCCAUGUAAAAACAAAUUCUCUUUUCAAUAUGAUGAUAUACCUGGAGACCCCGCCAUUAUAGAGACAGAUAAACUACCAUCCGACCCGCGACUUCUACCUGAGAUCGGUAACGGCCAUAUCGCAACAGUAAUACACAGCGACACCAUCUGUAUGAACGGAUUGUAUAACGGUGCUAACACCAGCAGUCAUAGAGCCAGGAUACCCUCUAUUGUUAGUUUAAUAGUAGACUCGAUUAAAACGUCAAAUGGAUCCUACACAAAGAAAUAUUUACUAGACAUGAAAAACGGUAUUUUUAGAGAGAGAUUUUUUGGUGAAGAUUAUAGAAUAGAGAUAAGAACGUAUGCUCAUCGUAUUUUAACAAGAGUAAUGGCGGUAGAGGUAGAUAUAGAGAAAGAUGGUUUAACAGAUUUAACCAUCAACUUUCACACUAAUACAGGAAAAACAAGUGAUGAUAUUCACUUUGGUCCAGUAGUAGAUAAAGAUUAUACAUAUACAACAACUGGUGAAACUUUGAUAGCUGAAUAUCCUGACAUCAAACCAACAACACCUGUAGCUUUAGUUUACGACCAUAUACUAAACAACAUAACAGUUCCGGCCUUUAUAAAAUCGGAAACCGUCUACUUCUUCGCGGCAUUUGGUGUCAACAAAACAGAGGCUACUUAUUACCAUCAAAGGGCUAGUGAUUUAUUUGUGAAUGACACGUUUCGACAUGAACACAUCAACGCCUGGAAUGAUCUUUGGAACAAGGGUCGUAUUGAUGUACUAGCAAAUAAUAAUAAAAUAGGCCAAAUAAUCUACGCCUCACUGUAUUAUCUACUCAGCUCUCUACCUGUCCAUCCUGACGAGGCUAAUUGGCCGUUCAUGGGAUUAGCACCUGGUGGAUUAGCACAUGGAUAUUAUAAGUCGCAGGAUUAUUCCGGUCACGUGUUUUGGGAUCAAGACACGUGGAUGUUUCCACCAAUCAUGAUGCUGCAUGCUGAUGUGGGAAAACUGAUCGUUCAAUCUAGACUAAGAAAACUAGAUGCUGCUCGACGGUUGGCGAAGAUGAGGGGGUUUCCCGGUGCCAUGUAUCCCUGGGAAUCCGCAUAUACAGGACUACCUACAUCUACGUCAGAGACAUGUUCCACCAACGAAAUCCACAUUUCAGCUGACGUAGCUUUCGCAUUACGUCAGUAUUGGUUGCUAACUACAGAUGACGACUUCCUGGUAAAAGAUCGUGGUGCAGAAGCUCUCAUUGACCUAGCAACGUUCUGGGCGGCACGUGUCACCUUGAAUCAACAAACAAAAAAAUACGAAAUACUCGAUGUCAUGGGACCUGAUGAGUAUCACUACCACAAGAAUAACUCUGUAUACAUUAAUACUAUAGCUCGGAUUACUUUAAUGACUGGGCAGAUGGCUGCCGUGAAAACAGGACGAACACCACCAACUUUAUGGCAGAGUAUUAUAGAUAACAUGUACAUACCUAUUGAUAAUCAUCAAUACUUCUAUCAUCCAGAAUAUGAUGGUUAUCCUAGAGGUGAAAUUGUAAAACAAGGUGACGUCAUAUUAAUAGGAUUUCCUCUGAUGUCUCAAUCACCCAAUAAAACUAUACAACAAAAUGAUCUGAUUUAUUAUGCUAAUGUUACACCGAGUGGUCCAGCUAUGACGUGGGGGAUGUUUGCUAUUAACUGGCUAGAACAAGGAAAUCUAACAUUAGCAGAGAAAUAUUACAAUAAACAAUUUGGUAAUAUUCAACCGCCAUUCCAGACAUGGACUGAGAAUGCUGAUGGUAGCGGUGCUGUAAACUUCCAUACAGGAAUCGGUGGAUAUCUUCAGUCUAUUAUAUUUGGCUAUGGUGGAUUUAGAAUCAGAAACGACAUGUUGAUAUUCGAUCCACAGAUCAUCCCAAAUGUCAAUCAAUGGAACAUCACUGGACUGGAUUACAAAGGAGGUUCUUUUCACUUUCAAUUCGCUGAGUUUGAAAUGUACAUUACACAGACUGUUGUCCAAUCACCGAUGUCUGUUUAUCUAUUUGCCUCGGGAACAUCACAACCUCUCGUUCUCAAUGAAACUGCUUUCAUUCCAAGACAACGAGCGGCGCUUAUAAUGCGUCCAAACUCACAGAAUUCGACUUUUAAUAUUAAACUGUGAUAUUAAUGGCUAUAAUCGAACUCAGC